This is a messenger RNA of Pygoscelis adeliae (Adelie penguin), 4168 nucleotides long. It is a transcript of the gene INVS, whose product is annotated as inversin. NCBI's taxonomy places the organism in Eukaryota, Metazoa, Chordata, Aves, Sphenisciformes, Spheniscidae. Bases 8 to 3382 code for a protein of 1124 amino acids. Gene Ontology annotation, cellular component: ciliary inversin compartment. The record is from RefSeq and is a predicted model, not a curated record. Gene Ontology annotation, molecular function: protein binding. Gene Ontology annotation, biological process: protein localization to ciliary inversin compartment. The transcript has 17 exons.
AAAGAGUAUGAAUAUUUCAGCAAACUGCCUCUUCAGUGGUUCCUCGUUAGCAUCUGAAGUGCAUGCUGCUGCUGUUAAUGGAGAUAAGAGUACCCUCCAAAAGCUAAUAGCAGGAAACUCUGAGCUGAAAGAUAAAGAGGACCAGUUUGGAAGAACUCCACUUAUGUACUGUGUAUUGGCUGACAGGCUGGACUGUGCAGAGGCAUUGCUGAAGGCUGGAGCCGACGUUAAUAGAGCUGAUCGUAGCCGAAGAACUGCUCUCCAUCUUGCUGCACAAAAGGGAAAUUACCGCUUCAUGAAACUUUUACUGGCUCGUAGAGGGAACUGGAUGCAGAAGGACUUAGAGGAUAUGACACCAUUACAUUUAACUACACGUCACAAAAGCCCAAAAUGUUUAGCUUUGUUGCUAAAACAUAUGGCACCUGGAGAAGUGGAUACCCAGGACAGAAACAAGCAAACUGCACUGCAUUGGAGUGCCUACUACAAUAACCCAGAGCAUGUGAAACUUCUCAUAAAACACGAUUCGAAUAUUGGAAUCCCUGAUAUUGAAGGAAAAAUCCCACUUCACUGGGCAGCUAACAACAAGGACCCUAGUGCAAUUCACACAGUGAAAUGUAUUCUGGAAGCUGCACCUACAGAAUCUCUGCUUAACUGGCAAGACUACGAAGGACGAACUCCCCUUCAUUUUGCUGUUGCUGAUGGGAAUGUAGCAGUUGUUGAUGUCCUGACUUCCUAUGAAGGCUGCAAUGUGACAUCUUACGACAACUUGUUUCGAACUCCCCUUCACUGGGCAGCCUUACUUGGUCAUGCACAGAUUGUCCAUCUCUUAUUAGAAAGAAAUAAGUUUGGAACUAUCCCAUCUGAUAGUCAAGGUGCAACACCCCUACAUUAUGCAGCGCAGAGCAACUUUGCUGAAACAGUUGAAGUAUUUUUGAAACAUCCUUCUGUAAAAGACGACUCAGAUCUUGAGGGAAGAACAUCCUUCAUGUGGGCAGCUGGCAAAGGCAGUGACGAUGUCAUUAGGACUAUGCUGACUUUAAAAUUGGAUAUUGAUAUCAAUAUGACAGACAAAUACGCUGGCACAGCGUUACAUGCUGCUGCCCUUUCUGGCCAUGUCAGCACAGUGAAAUUGCUGUUGGAACAUAACGCACAGGUCGAUGCUUUGGAUGUCAUGAAACAUACCCCGCUUUUCCGAGCCUGUGAGAUGGGACACAAAGAAGUGAUACAAACACUCAUUAAAGGAGGAGCAAGAGUAGAUUUGGUUGACCAAGAUGGCCAUUCACCCCUUCACUGGGCAGCCCUUGGAGGAAAUGCCGAUGUGUGCCAAAUCUUGAUAGAAAAUAAAAUCAACCCUAAUGUGCAGGAUUAUGCAGGUAGAACACCUCUGCAGUGUGCUGCUUAUGGAGGUUACAUUAACUGCAUGGUAGUGUUACUGGAAAACAAUGCAGAUCCAAAUAUUCAGGAUAAAGAGGGAAGAACUGCUUUACACUGGCUCUGUAACAAUGGCUACCUUGAUGCUAUAAAGCUGCUGCUUGGUUUUGAUGCUUUCCCUAAUCAUAUGGAGAACAGCGAGGAGAGAUAUACUCCACUUGAUUAUGCCUUGCUUGGUGAACACCAUGAAGUGAUUCAGUUCAUGUUAGAACAUGGGGCUCUGUCUAUAGCUGCCAUACAGGACAUUGCUGCUUUCAAAAUUCAGGCUGUCUACAAAGGAUACAAAGUCAGAAAGGCUUUCCAAGAGAGGAAGAAUCUUUUAAUGAAACAUGAACAGCUGAGAAAAGAUGCUGCUGCCAAGAAACGUGAAGAGGAAAGUAAGAGAAAAGAAGCCAAGCUGCAGAAAGGGAUGCAGAACGUGGAACAAAAUAGGUUUCGAGUGCAACAGAAUCCUGCAAAUCGAGAGAAGACUACCAGCAUCUCGCAGUUACCUAAUAAACCAAUUGAUAUACAGAAUAAGAGACCUCUCUCCCUCAAUGCUUCACAAAUUCAACCAGGGAGAAACAGUAGAGGUUCACCUAAAGCUUGUCACAACAAAGGGACACCAAAGGAGAGUUGCCUGUCAGCAGAGCCUCAGAGUGAAGGUCAUAAAAUCAGGCAAGAUCCGUUGAGGAAACACAUCAAAAGCAAGUCGAGUUGUGUCCAUUUCCAUUGUGGCAAGGCAAAAGAGGGAACAAAAGUUGAAGUGAAACAUAAGGUUGCAGCUGCUACAGAACUGGAUGGAGAAAAGCACAAGGAGCACACUGUCGAGGCAACGGGUACUUGUGCUCGGAGGAGCAGAAGGCAUACUUCUGCUUGUAGGACUGCUAGUGUUGGGGAAAAAUUAAGAGAUCAAAGUCAGUCUUCAUCUGGCAACAGGGACCACUGUGAAGGAACAGCUGUGUUCUUCUGCAACGUCAGCUGUACUGGUGGAAUUGCAAGAAACUCAAAGCAGUGUGAAGCUUCUUCCAAAGGCAAAAGGCAUCAGCAGAAACCCAGAAAUAAAGAGGUAAAUGAUGAGCGAUGUUCACCAGCUGGCUCUAGUAGACCAGGAAGUGCCAAAACAGCAUUUGUAAACACCAGGAAUGACAGCGUGCAUGCUGUAGAACAAACUAACAAAGAGGGAAAUAACGAAUUAGCAAAAAAGGCCUCCCCUUUAUUGUCUGCUGAGGCAGGACCUACCAGAACUGUGCCAAGAAACCCAGCAGCGUGUUCUGCUCCUGAUGACAGUUUGAACUUGGAAAAAACAGGCGUAAUUGGAUCCAGGAAUGCGGAUGAUCAGUUAUGUUCUGUCACAUGGCAAAGUACAAAUAUUGAACUAAUCCCUUUAGAGAUUCGAAUGCAGAUAAUAGAAAAAGAAAGAAAAAGAAAGGAGCUGUUUCGGAAGAAGAACUAUGCUGCUACAGUCAUACAGAGGACAUGGAGAAGUUACCAGCUAAGACAGGAGUUGUUUCAGCUUCUUAGUGCUAAGCGGCAGUGCAAGGAAGAUGAAGACAAAUGGAGACAAGAGACAGCUGCCUUCUUCAUUCAGGUUGCUUGGAAGAAACAGCUGAACCAUAGCCCUCUGAAAUCAGUUCCUUCAUGUAAAAAUCUGAAAUCUAUAAACAAAACCAGCCCAGCCAUAAAAACCAGCAAGCAGUCCAUCCUUAAGCAGAUAUAUGGACGUUCUCAGGAAGGCAAAGUGUAUCAGCCAACAAGACCUCCUUCUAAGCUGAAACUUUCUGAUGUGCAGUUGGUCUCAGGUGCCUGGAGUGGGUCAGAAUGGACUGUUCAGUUUGAUUCUUCUCUUGCAGCAGUAAACAACCUACAGUGUGUUAAUUUGCUGGAGAACAUGGGAAAAUCAAAGCAAUUUUCAUACAACAUGAGACCAGCCGCUGCUGCAAAACCGAAAAAUACAAGACUCAAGCACUAAGCAAAACUGAAUGUUUGGAAUUUAAAAAGCACAUUGCAGUACAACUGUUAUCUUUCAUAAUGUACAAGUCAUCUAUAACAUACUGAACACAUUUUCAAUUUUGUAUUAUCUCAGCAUUACAUGCCAAGCACACUUCUAAGGCCUUGGACUCAUCUUAUUUUGUGUACAAAUGAGUUUUUAAAUGCAACUGUUAAUUUACUUACUGACAGGAUGAAAUCUGAAUUGCAUUUGGAAACAGAAAAUGAAGCAGUAAGCCCAGCAUUACAAUAGAGUUGCAGGGGCUCCAAAAGUCUUCCCUUGUCAACAGUAGGAAUGUUGAAUGCGUUCAUCAAACGCCGUUUCAAAGGAGAGGGACACUGUACUAAGAUGUAACAGUUCUAAAAGACUGCUGUUCAAUUUCACCUCAAAUUUAUUAAACAUAUUUCAAAAUCUAAACAGGAACAGAAGAACAGCCUUCAUGCUCCGCUUCUGUGCUAAAGAAACAAUUGUUUCUUAGCUAGCUAUGGAUUUAAAGGAAAAGUAGAGACGUUGACAAAAAAACACUCAGUAAAUAAAUCGCUUUCCACAGCCCAUGGAAAUUGUUAGAGAUGUGUUUUCUACCCUUUUAAGAUUAUCACCGAUUUUUUCCAUAUUAAUAACUAUUUUUAUACAUGCACAAAAAGAGUUUCUACAGAAAGCACGAAGAGAUGGCACCUCUUCUAGAAGAAAACUUGUUCUUUUAAUAGCUUUGGAGCUGCCAGCAUACAGUAUUUACCUUGCACAGAGUAUUUAAAAAUAUGAACUCGG